Naegleria gruberi is the source of this 801-nucleotide messenger RNA. RefSeq lists its product as uncharacterized. The transcript has a single exon. NCBI's taxonomy places the organism in Eukaryota, Heterolobosea, Eutetramitea, Acrasida, Naegleriidae. Bases 1 to 801 code for a protein of 266 amino acids. The record is from RefSeq and is a predicted model, not a curated record.
AUGAUUGAUGAAUUAUAUGAAAAGAAUCAAGAUUGGAAAAAUUGGUUGACUGAGGAAAGUUUAUUAGAUUUACUAUUGAAUGGGAAGAAUGAUAGGUUUAGGAUAGUUUUGAGGGAUUUUUAUGUGGUUCCAUUUAGUCUAGUUCAGGAAAAUGUGGAGGGGAGGUAUAGUACCGAUGUUAGUAGAGAUUAUUUUAGAGUUGGAGGUGUUGUGGAAUUUACAAAAUGGAAACCAUGUGGAUUGAUUGAGAAAUUGUUACAAAAUUUCAAGAUAACUGAGUAUUUUCAAACAAAAAUUCAUAGCAUGCUAAUGUUUUUCUCUAUUUGUGAUUGGUUUGCUGAGAGGAAUGAAAUCACUACCAUUAGAUUGGUUUUGAAUGACAAUUCCAUUUUGAGGAAAUUACCUGGAGAGUUUUUCUUGUGUUUUGUAAAGGAUCAAAAAAUGGAAAAUGUUCAGAAUAUUAAUACUUUCAAAAGUAGCUCACCAAUAAUUGAUUUCAAAUUGUUUAGAGAGCAUUGUACAAAGUAUGAAACCUGUAGUAUUGAUACAAUCUUUGAGAAAACUAAAAAUCCUCCUUAUGGUAUGAAACCAAAUGCAGCAACUGUAGUGGAAUCACUCAAAUCAGAGCUAUACGAAUUUGACUCUUACUCUAUUGAUUGGAGUGCGACUAUUGCUGUUAGUACUCAAGAUUGGUGCAGUUACUGGUCUAGUGGACGUGAGUGGUGGGGAUGUUAUGCCAUGACUUCAUUCAAUUCAAAAGAGUGUGCAUUUAUUGUUGCAACAGCAUCUUGUUCUGAUUAA